This is a messenger RNA of Adineta ricciae, 1665 nucleotides long. Lineage: Eukaryota; Metazoa; Rotifera; Eurotatoria; Adinetida; Adinetidae. The record is from the annotation of a GenBank genome assembly.
AUGGCGACAGUGGAGUUCGACGAAGUCUACGAAGAAAUUCGUGGUGUUCUCAAUCCUGGUCGCUUGAAACUCACAUCGAACUCAAUUGUAUUUAAAAAUUUACGCACGGGCAAGUUAGAAACAUUGACUAAAGAUGAAAUUGAGAGUGUCAAGUGGAUGAAACGUGCGCGUGGUUAUGGUUUGAAGUUUAUUACAAAGAACGAUACAUCAUUACGUUACGAUGGAUUCAAGGAUACGGAUAUCGAACGAUUAAAAGAGUUCAUAACCAGCAAUUUUGGAAAAAAUGUCGAAACACAGAAGAUGGCUGUUAAUGGUUGGAACUGGGGUCAAGUUAAGUUUGGAGCUGGAAAUCUGGCGUUUGAAGUUGAUCAUAAACAAGCAUUUGAAGUUCCACUAAAAAAUGUUUCGAACUCCAACAAAGGCAAGAAUGAAAUUACACUUCAAUUUCAUCAAGCAGAUGAUGCCAAAGUAUCACUAAUGGAAGUUCGAUUCUAUGUUCCUCCUGGCGAUGUUGAUAGUGAUGCAGUUGAGGAUUUCCAUCAAAAUGUUAUGAAAGGUGCUGCUGUAUUAACAGCGAAAGCUGGUGAUGCAAUUUGUAGCUUAUCCGAUAUCAAUUGUAUCGUACCACGUGGCCGACAUGAAUUACGAUUCUAUCCAGGAUUUUUCGAUUUACAUGGCAAAUCAUAUGAUUAUAAGAUUCCAUACAAUCAAAUUACACGUGGAUUUCUUCUUCCACAUAAAGAUAAUCGACAAAUGUACUUUGUGCUUAGCUUGGAUCCACCUAUAAAACAUGGCCAAACACGGUAUCAAUACAUCAUCUUUGGCUUUAAAAAAGAAGAAGAAACAUCAGUUGAAAUGUCCUUAACGCCUGAAGUUAUUCAAGAAAAAUAUGGUAAUAAUCUUCAAAAAGAAAUGCAUGGUCCGUACCAUGAUAUUGUCUCGCGUCUCUUUCGUGCGAUAACGGAACAACGUAUUACUGUACCCGGUUCAUUUACAAGUAAAAGUGGAGCAAAAUGUGUUAGUUGCGCAUACAAAGCAUCGGCUGGUUUACUUUAUCCACUGGAACGUGGUUUUAUUUAUAUAACUAAACCACCGAUAUACGUUCAUCAUGAUGAUGUGGCAUCGUGUGGAUUUAAUCGUUCCAAUACAGCCACUGGUCGAACGUUUGACUUCGAAAUUCAACUGAAAAGUGGUGGAUCACAAGUUUUCAGUAAUAUCGAAAAAGAGGAAGCGAAGCCGAUGUCAGAUUUCCUUAGUUCGAAAGAACUUCGUAUUCAUGCAGCUAGUAAUUGGGACAAAAAAGUCAAUUACGGCGUCGAUAAGGAUCGGGACAUUUAUUUGGAACACGUGCAGAACGAAGGACAAGAGCGAGAAGAUGAUGAUGAGGAAAGCGAUGAUGAAGAAGAAGAUGAAGAUUUCGAAGGUGACGAAGAGGAAGACGAUGCUCUCGAAUAUGACAGUAAUGCUUCAAUUCAUUCAACAGAAGAUGAAGAUGAAGAUGGAAAUAAGAGUCCAUCAUCACCGAAGAAACGCAAGAAAACAGAAUCAUCCACAAGUUCUAAGAAAAAGUCGGACGAAUCAUCGAAAAAGAAAUCCAAACCGAAAGAAUCACCAAAAAAGAAAGCACCGAAAAGUAAAGAAGAAGUUGAAGAUGAUUCUGAUUAG